Molecule: messenger RNA, 913 nt
Organism: Lutzomyia longipalpis
Lineage: Eukaryota; Metazoa; Arthropoda; Insecta; Diptera; Psychodidae
Gene: Ilp7
Product: probable insulin-like peptide 7
Exons: 3
Coding region: 319-774 (151 amino acids)
Source: RefSeq, a predicted model, not a curated record
CUCUAAUUGCCACGAUAAAUUAAAAUAAUAAAAGGAUAGCAAAGACAUCAAAAAAUAAAUUUUACAAAGAGAUUAUUUGCUGAGAGUGGGUUUCCUUUAAUGAUCUCUUUGUUUUGCGAGGACGAGAAGAAUUAUAUAUUUUUUUGGAUGUUGUGUUCGUGUGCGCAAGAUGACCAUUUGUGAGAUUUUCCUCUCAUAUAGUUGGGUAUUUUUGCAUCCUUUCGCCACCUUCUGUGCCAGUUGUGUGCUGCCCGUGCUGGUGAUCGCAUCGCCACAAAGAGUCUGUCGCUCCUGAGAGUCUCAGCAUCUGCGGCCACAAUGUGGCUGCAAUUUUCUGCCAUCGCACUCACGUUUUUUCUCUUUGAAUUCACGGAGAAUGGGCUCGCGAAUCAAGAUGAUGCCCUUGAGAUUAUUUUUCGACAGAGAACACAGUCAGAUUGGGAGCGGGUGUGGCACCACGAGAGUCACUCGAGAUGUCGCGAGAGGCUCGUGAGGCACCUCUUCUGGGCCUGUGAGAAGGAUAUCUAUCGGCUGACACGGAGGAAUUCAGUGGCCACCACUUCUGGGGGAGAGAAUGGGGUGUCCAAGCGCCAAAAAACGAUGGAUUUCCCGUGGAUCGAGAGCUCAAAAGCGCUAAAUCUCCUGCGGAUGAGGCGCAAUCACCGAGGUCCUCACGGUGCCAGCAUUACACGGGAAUGCUGCACGCGAGUUGGAUGCACUUGGGAAGAAUACGCUGAAUAUUGUCCAUCGAACAAACGAAUGAACCGAAAGUAAUUUCCCUUUUUUUUAGAAGCAUUUUCUUAUUUCAAUUCAUCGCAACUCUGGGGGUUGGGAGUGUUCCUACUGCGGGGAAAAUCGUGUGUGCAUUUGGUGUCUAUUGCGCUUAAUAAAAGUGAUAAUUUUGGCAGAAAAA